Messenger RNA from Mercenaria mercenaria, 648 nucleotides. RefSeq lists its product as uncharacterized. The record is from RefSeq and is a predicted model, not a curated record. The coding region runs from base 1 to 648 and encodes 215 amino acids. The transcript has a single exon. NCBI's taxonomy places the organism in Eukaryota, Metazoa, Mollusca, Bivalvia, Venerida, Veneridae.
AUGCAAACGAUCAUUAAGGAAAUCGAAGCUGUGGUAAACCAACAUCCACUUGUGUAUGUAGGCGAUGACCUCGAUUCAUCUAUUGUAAUUACUCCGGGUCAUUUCCUAUGCCUAAACCCCCGUACUGGUAUUCCGGAAAUUGAAAAUGAGGAUGAAUGGGACCCUACUUUCAGGCCUGUUGAAAGUUCCGCUGAGAAACUCCUAAAGCUAUGGAAGAAAGGAGAAAAAAUAUUGAACAGUUUCUGGAAAUUUUGGCAGGGAGAAUAUUUACUUAGUUUGAGAAAGAGGACUCAAAAGGCAAUAAAAUCGAGAAAACCCGAAGCAGAUGAGUUUCCACAAACUGGUGAUGUUGUUUUGAUAAAAGAAGAUCUCCCUCAUGGACAAUGGAAACUAGGCAAACUAAAUCGCUUACGCGUAAGUCGGAAUGGACAAAUUCGAUCAGCCGAAGUGAUAACGGCUUCAGGAAGAAAUCUCAACAGACCACUAAAUUUGUUAUACCCUAAAGAGGUACAAAGUGAAAGUGUAAAGCAUGAAAGAAAGCAAGGUAGUGAAGACUCGGAAAGCACUGGAUCGAGUGGAUUCACAGUUAAAAGGCCGAAAAGAAAGGCAGCCGAAGUCGCUACGGACUUACUAAAACGCAUGAUGUAA